This is a messenger RNA of Ictalurus punctatus (channel catfish), 3061 nucleotides long. It is a transcript of the gene abhd17b, whose product is annotated as abhydrolase domain containing 17B, depalmitoylase. The coding region runs from base 427 to 1293 and encodes 288 amino acids. Gene Ontology annotation, cellular component: plasma membrane; endosome membrane. The record is from RefSeq and is a predicted model, not a curated record. The transcript is spliced from 4 exons. Gene Ontology annotation, biological process: protein depalmitoylation. Gene Ontology annotation, molecular function: palmitoyl-(protein) hydrolase activity. NCBI's taxonomy places the organism in Eukaryota, Metazoa, Chordata, Actinopteri, Siluriformes, Ictaluridae.
CCGGUAUUUCUGAAGAAAAUAAGAAACAGAAGCGAGCGGGAGCGGAGCGGUGUCUCUCGCCUCUGUGCUGGAUCGUCUCUCGGUCGCUUCGUGUACGGAAACCGCGCAGUUUUAUUUAUUCCCCACCGGACUGCGCUUCAGUUUGAUGACUUUAUUCACUCGGACCACAUGUUGAGGAGACCCGAGCAGCUCGGCCGGUCGGCGGAAGGUCUGGAAAGGUUACCGUGGCGGCGCAUCACCGCGUCCGGAACGGAGGAGUGAAGAACCGGAGCGGAACCGGGCGAUACCCCGCUCACGAUAUCCUUCAUAUCGGAUCACUCGAUAAAGCUGAUUUAAAAUAAAAAUAAAAACAUUUCAAACCCAGUGCCAUCUGAAGGAGAUUUUCACUCAUACCAGGAACAGAAAUAUUUAGUGUACAGGUGAAGAAUGAAUCACCUGUCGCUGAGCGAGUUGUGCUGCCUGUUCUGCUGCCCGCCGUGCCCGAGCCGGAUCGCGUCGAAGCUGGCGUUCCUGCCCCCGGAGCCGACGUACGCGCUGCUGAGCGACGAGAGCGGCACGCGCUGGACGCUGCACCUGUCCGAGCGCGCCGACUGGCAGUACUCCACACGCGAGAAGGACUCCAUCGAGUGCUUCAUGACGCGCACGGUGCGCGGCAACCGCAUCGCCUGCAUGUUCGUGCGCUGCGCGCCGAGCGCUCGCUACACGCUGCUGUUCUCGCACGGGAACGCCGUCGACCUCGGGCAGAUGAGCAGCUUCUACGUGGGGCUCGGCUCGCGCAUCAACUGCAACGUCUUCUCCUACGACUACUCGGGCUACGGCGCCAGCUCGGGAAAACCGUCUGAGAAGAACUUGUACGCAGACGUCGAUGCGGCGUGGCACGCCCUCCGAACCAGGUACGGUAUAAGGCCCGAGAACGUGAUCGUGUACGGACAGAGUAUCGGGACGGUGCCGUCUGUGGAUCUGGCCGCCCGGUAUGAGAGCGCCGCCGUCAUCCUGCACUCUCCGCUCACCUCGGGCAUGCGGAUGGCCUUCCCCGACACCAAGAAGACGUACUGCUUCGACGCCUUCCCCAACAUCGACAAGAUCUCGAAGGUGACGUCGCCGGUGCUGGUGAUCCACGGCACGGAGGACGAGGUGAUCGACUUCUCGCACGGCCUGGCUCUGUACGAGCGCUGUCAGAGGCCCGUGGAGCCGCUGUGGGUGGAGGGCGCCGGGCACAACGACGUCGAGCUCUACGGCCAGUACCUCGAGAGACUCAAGCAGUUCGUCAGCCACGAGCUCGUCAACUUGUAGAGCGCUGACGAGCAGACGGGCAGAAAAGCACACAGCUGCCGACUGCACCUCGCACACCGACGACUGGGAACUCCACGGCAGAGUUUAGCUAUUUUAUUAGGUUUUUUUUGUUGUCGUCCCCCCCCCCCCCCCCCCCGCAUCAUAACAGACACAGCCGGGGAGUGACCCAGACUAUCUCCGCAGGUGUGUGUAAGAGACGGAAAGUAAAAGAGAGAGGGGACGGGUGUCAUGGUUGCCCAUCCCAAUGACAUUAACCAUCUGUACGUAUGGUGUGAUGUGUAUAUAACGCACACAAUUUGCUAUAGAUCACUACCUCUAUUUGGGAGGAGGCGCAUUUUUAAGCUGCAUCGGUAGCAUGAGACGUGUCCGGAUUAAAAAUCCCAUAAUUCCAUUCAGCGCACGUGGGUUUUUUUUUUUUUUGACAAAAACUGUGACAAAACUUGGUCCUGCUACUGGAGAACACACUGUCGGGUGUGUGUGUGUGUGUGUGUGUGUGUGUGUGUGUGUGUGUGUGUGUGUGUGUGUGUGUGUGUGUGUGUGUGUGUGUGUGUUAGGGAAACACUAAAAUGUCUGGGAACCCCUCACAUCCUGAACACCGCUCUUCUCCAUUUCUGUGUAAAACUCACUGUGUACUACAGCUUAUAGGGAGGGGGUGUGUGGGUGUGGGUGUGUGUGUGUGUGUGUGUGUGUGUGUGUGUCUGCAGGAGUGUUGUGCAAACUGAACACGCUCUCAGGCUGACUUUUUGAAACACUGAACGCUGCAUGAUUGGGUCGACAUUUAGAAAUUUGGGCGCGUUUAAUUUUUUGCAAAACAGUUGAAUGUUUUGAAACUGUGAACGCUGCACGCUCAGUUGAAUUUCUGAACCCGAACGCUGCACGCUCAGUGUAAGGUUUUGGAUCGGAGCGCUGCACGCUCAGUGUAAGGUUUUGGAUCGGAGCGCUGCACGCUCAGUGUAAGGUUUUGGAUUGGAGCGCUGCACGCUCAGUGUAAGGUUUUGGAUCGGAGCGCUGCACGCUCAGUGUAAGAUUUUGGAUCGGAGCGCUGCACGCUCAGUGUAAGGUUUUGGAUUGGAGCGCUGCACGCUCAGUGUAAGGUUUUGGAUCGGGAACGCUGCACGCGCUUGUCCACACAGAACAGAAACGCCCAUUAGCAUGAACAGCAUAGAAAGAACGGACGGAAGACUCAGAUGCCUGCUUUAAGCUGAUGAUGAUCACGUUUUAUCAGAUAGUUCCUCGUGCUAUCAUUAUCCAGGUGUGUUUAGUCCGUUUAAGUGCAUUUUCGUUGGGCUUUAUUUGAUCAAGAUGCACUAAAAUGCACCAAUGGUACGGGAUUCCGCAGGAUCUCUGCAUUCUGAUUGGCUCUUGCUUUGGGUUUUCAGUGUGUGUGUGUGUGUGUGUGUGGGGGGGGGGGGGGGGGGGGUCACUGUUACAGCCAAUGGCGUCGUGUGUAGCUGCACCACUCCAGUUGAUCAUAUUUGAAGAUCUCCUAGAUGAAAUGCUGAAUACUCUGAUGACUGUUUGUAAAUAUCUUUGGUUUGUAUGAUUUAUUUUUUUAAGUCUUAAAAUGGUAACGAUGCAGGUUACUAAUACUAAUAGAACUUGAAAUAAUAAUAAUUAUUAUUAUCAUUAUUAUUAUUAUUAUCAUUAUUAUUAUUAUUAUUAUUAUUACAAUGACCUUGUCAUGACGGCCUUUCGGUUUUGGAAGGAAACUGUCCUGUAUGUGCCGAUGCUCUUAAUAACGGUUCUAAUAAACGAUGAGAGAAAUAAA